AUGAGCAACAACACGCACGGCUCUUCCUCUGUUUUGGGCAAGCCCAUCAUAUUUGUCCUCACCCUAGGCGACGAGCAUGCCCAGAUCACUUUCCAGGACUCCCACGCCAGAUUCCUGAACGAGCUCUUCGAGAGAGCGACUGUCUGGCACGCAAGGACAGCCGAGAAGGCAUUUUCUCUCUUUACACAAUGCGCAGAGCCGCACGCCGUGUUUGUGGCCGAUGGAGGGAUCGCUCGUCCAAAGUGCGAGGUCACCUCGCAGAGGCUCGUGCAAUAUGCCUCACGCGGCGGUAUUGUUGUCUUUGGCGGCUCGUUUGCUGCCUCGGGCCCGCAAAGUUUGGACAAGAUCAUGAGGCAAACCUGGGAUUUGCCGUGGGAAAUCAGUUCCGUCCACCGCACCACGGUGUCCCUGAACUCCGACGCAGUCAGCGCGACGCUCAGAGAAAAACUCUCGGCUUCGUAUACACAGAGGGCUGUCUUCAUUCGCGGGAUGGAGCCGUGCGAGGCGUGGUACUUCCCGACGGAACCCCCGGUCAUGGAUGGCUGGGUGCCUGUCAUUAGGCCAGCGGUUGACUCCAAUGAUUCGCCCAUGGUUUUCGCUCAAUACGGGGCUGGACACAUUGGAUUCGUUGGAGAUGUAAAACCUGAAGAUGGCACAAUCGUCGCAAUGCUUGCGAUGCUCGGUUUGUUGGCUGACUAA
Molecule: messenger RNA, 699 nt
Organism: Trichoderma citrinoviride
Lineage: Eukaryota; Fungi; Ascomycota; Sordariomycetes; Hypocreales; Hypocreaceae
Exons: 1
Coding region: 1-699 (232 amino acids)
Source: RefSeq, a predicted model, not a curated record